Molecule: messenger RNA, 5229 nt
Organism: Zootermopsis nevadensis
Lineage: Eukaryota; Metazoa; Arthropoda; Insecta; Blattodea; Termopsidae
Source: RefSeq, a predicted model, not a curated record
CCAGUAGGAAGAAAAUAGAAAAUGGAAGUAGUGCGAAUGUUUGAUGUACGACGCUCGACUGUUAAAGGCAAUAACUGUGAGACUGUUGGGAUACAAGUGGUACUAAUAAUUGCUUAUUAUGUUAACAGAUGGGCAAGCAAAUGAGUUAUUUUGAUUUUAUUUAAUAUUGCAAUGAGUUGUAUUUUUAUAAACAAUGGCAGACGACCAAACACCUCAACAAACACGAGUUCUCCUCGUAAAUGGACAAACUAUUAUUUUGCAAGGAGAUGCAGGGGAUAAUUCUAUAAAUGAAAUAAACGCCGAUUUAUUGCAACAGGCGUUGCAAGAAGUGUCGAAUGCAGCAGAAGAUGCAGUCGAAGAAGCCAACGAUGAAUAUAGUGCACCAGUUCCUGAGACUGAAGAUGCUAACGAAAAUUUAGUGGCAAUAUUUCAAGGGGAUCAAGGUGAAACGCAUACCUUUCAGCUGACAGUAGAACAAGCAGAGGCGUUAGGUCUGCACUUUUCAGUUGAUGACGAUGAUAAAACAAUCCAAUCCGAUAUAGCAGAAAAUGCAGCAGAAAGUGGUCUAUAUAUGUCUGAUGAACAAAAUACCCAGUUAGUAUACUCAGAUGAGGCAAAACAUAACCCUGAUGAUGUUAUGUUUGAUGAUGAAUUGGAUACAAACACAUCUUGUGCAGACAUGGCACAGAGCAGUAGUAUUGACAAUAGUGGACAGAUGUUGGAAUCAUCAGGGAAAGGAGUGGAGGCCCUCUCAGCUGUUAGCUCUCUCAUUAGUGAUGAAAACCAACCAAUAACCUUAAUACCACAAUUUGUUGAUGGUCAGAUGACAUACACAGUUAAAAUUCAAGAUGAUCACAAUGAAGGCAACAUUCUUCAGAAUAGGCAGUUUACAAACAUGGAUAGUGAGCUAAAGAGUGUACCUCCUGCAGCGAGUCUUCAACAAACAAACUUAGGGGUUACAUUAAGCAAUAAAACUAGCUUUAUCAGAACAACAAUGCCAUCAGUUAGUUCUAGUGCCUCAACAAUUGCACCAGUGUCAACUGUACAAUCUGUGUCAUUAUCUACAUCACCUGUGCUGCAACCAGUGACCUUACCAGUAUCAUCUGUGGAACAGUCUAUGUCCCUACCUAUAGCACCUGCGCAGCGACGUGUGCCAGAACCAGUAUCAUCAGUCAAACAGUCUCUGUCAGCUCCAAUAUCGUCUGUGCAACAUACUAUGUCUUUGGGCAAUUAUCAGUGCUCUAGAAUCAGUGGAUCAAACAUAUCAUUAGAGAAACAGGCCAAAGUAUCAUAUGUUAUUCUUCCUGGGAACAACACUAGUACGAAUUCUUCUGUGACUACAAAACUUAGCAACACACCACUAGAAAGGCUCUCUUCAUCAUUUGUUUCCUCCAGUAGAAACCAGUCUCUGGUUAAUUCAAACAAUUUAAUAUCUACAACUUUGAAAAAUGCAUCUUCACUUCCUGUGGUUCUGUCAACAACAAAUUCAGCAGUUCCAACACAGGUUGUUGCUGGUAAAAAUUCUAGCCCUGCAGGAAUCCCAACUGUAAGCUCAAAUACAAAUGCUUCAUCAACCAGCAUAUUGGCAUCUGUGGCAACAAGCACAUCAGCUGGUGGCAUGAUCAGAGUAGUAGCAGGAGGGUCAGCUAAUCGUACAUUACAACCUAUAAUAAACAGCAACACCAAUAAAUUUACUAGUAUCCUUGCUCCAACCUCGGGGAGGCUGAUGGCUGCUACAAGCAGUGUUACAACAACACCAAAAAUUGUUUCCAUCAAUCCAUCUUCAGUCAAUAAGACUUCCACAACUGCAACACCAGAAGUAUCAAAUAUGGUGUCAGCAGCUCUUACACGAAUGCCUGUGCCAAACUUUAAUUCAACAAAACCACUGGGAUCAAGUGAAAAUCCUAUACAGUUGGUGCAACAUGGUCAGACAUUUCACAGUGUGCAGUCCUUGACCGAAGAACAGCUGCGGCAGAUAGCAACAGUUUUGCAGCAGCAGCAUCUGGAAUCAGCUCCUCGAACCAAGAAUGUAGUUUAUGAUGCAGAGACCAACACGCGCAUCAUAUACAGGGUUGUAUAUCCUGAGGACUUGGACUUGCGAGAUCCUCGAACACUAGAUAAGGGGACAGGCUUGAAUACAAGUUUGGCUUCAAGCUCAAGUAGGGGUCGGGGACGAAGAGGGCGCCCACCCAAAACAAAUAUGAGAGGAAGUCUUGGUAGAGGCAUGGAUGGAAGUUCUGGGCGCAGGGUAGGAGUAAAUGCUAGUUCAGCUGAUAUGGACUUUGAUGAGGAUAGACUUAUUCUUGAUGAUACAGCUAAGGGUGAACGGAAAAAACAGUUAGCACGGACAAGAUCUGGACGCUUGUCUCGUCCACCUAGACAUAUGGUGAAAGACUAUAAGAGGCUGCACCAUCUUGACUUUGCUGACGCCGAUAUGGAUGAUUCUGAUGGAGGCUAUUCAGACUACCAGAUGAGUGAACAUGAGGCUGAGGAUCCACCAGAGAAGACCGACAGCAAGGAGCUGCUGCCAGGACUGGCAGUACCAAAACGCAAAAUCUCAUCACAUUUCCGAUGUCCAACGUGUCAGAAAAUAUACCUUGGAUACAACCGAAUGUCCCGACACUUUGAAAUGUAUCCAGAUCAUGGUAGUAUUGAACAACUGCACAUGCAAAAUCAAACUAGCAGCAGCAAUAACAAUAAUAAUAAUGAUAAAAGUCAAACUCCUACUACAAAUUCAGAGCCUAAUGAGGCAACAAAAGUUGGUGUUGGUGUCAGAAGUACUGGCCUCAAUGGCAUAGUUCGCACAGGUACAGGUAGACGUCGUGGCAAGAGAAGAGGUCCUUGGGCAUAUACAACCCCUGAAGCUCGUUCCCAAAGGCGUAAAGGAAAACUCCGUGAGGUAUUGGCAGCAUGUGAAGCAAGUGAACUGGCAGAGGUUGCAGGUCCUGCUGUAGCAGGUGUUCUCUCUCUCUGGGACUUAAUGUUGCUUCGAGUGGAAGCUGUAAGGGCAGAGGAGAGCUACGUUGUCACAAUGUGUGAUGAACUGCAAGCACUACUAGAGAAGGUGCGAACUGUUGUUAGUGAUAUCCUCAAGCCACUGGAUGUCAAGGUUAAGAGCAAAGAACACCAACUGGAGCUUCAGGAUGAACUGCUGUGUACAACACUUGGCGUGGCCAGUGGGACAUAUCUUGUGGAUGAUCGGAAGUUGCAGCAUUUCAUUGGCGUCACAGAACCACCUGAUGGGCAAAUAGUGAAACGCAUGAGAAUGAACACGCAGGAUGAUGUAAAAGUAGAAAAAGAAGAUAUAAAACCCAGAAGUGUGAAUGAAAAUCAUGUUAUGAUGGACGAAUGUAGUGCCAAUAGUGGUAGUACUGGUGGUAGAGAUGAUGGCCAUGUUAGCAAGAACAAAGAAACUGAAUGUCCUGAAGUUCUUUCAGCUCUCACUUUAGUUGCCAAAUCAGCCUUAGGUCACGAAUCAGAAAGGGAUCAUUCACCUAUCCCUGCUCGGACAUCAGGGGAUGAUGGUUCUAAAGUGGUAGGUGAAGUGACAAAAAGUAAAGAUUUCCUGCUCUCAAGUGAGAGCAAUGACAUGUGCGUGAAACUUGCGUCUGGAGGUGAUGGACAUGGUAUAGGUACAGGAACAAGAUUACAGCAGUUAGAUCAUUCAUCUGAAUUUGCUAACUCUGAGCAGCAAACACAGGAUCUUCAGACUGUAGAUGACAUUGUAAAUGAAAGACUAAAGAAUCUCACUGGUGGAAGCAGUUUAGUAGACUUUUCAGUGUCCGUACCCAUGAAUGUGGUAUCAACAUCCUCCAUUGAUAUUCCAAAGCCAUCCAUCGUUUCUUCACAAGAUCUGAUGGAUAGGCUUGGCCAGUUCCGGUCUCUGCAAUUACCUAAUGAUGUAACAAGUAAUGCAGUGUCAUCGUAUGAUCCAGAAAUGGCCUUGGCUGCAAUGGGUGAAGGUGGCCCAGACUCUGUUAAUACAUCAAAUCAACACUUUCCUUCUACAUUGCAGCAGAUGGAAACUGUGCCUAGUGAUUCUGGUUCUUCAUUUGAUCCUGAAGUUGCACUGGCUGCUAUGGGUGAAGGAGAACAAUCUGCAUCAGUGGAACCUCAGCAUGCCCAGUAUCAAGACAUUGAAGAUGUGCCAAAUGGCUCUACAUUCACUCCAGAAGAUGCUCUUGUGGCAAUGGGAGAAGGUGAACACAGCACUGUUGCAGAUGCAACACAUGGACAGUUUCAGAAUACCCUGCCUCAGAUAGGGGACAUCACAGAUGAUCCAAGGCCUCCAUUUGAUCCUGAAAUGACUUUGGCUGCAAUGGGAGAAGGAGAACAAGUCACAAAUGGUGGACCAACAGAAAAUCGGUUUCAGUCUGCCCUACCAGAAAUCACUAUGGAUAUAACUGGAAACACUGGAACACCAUUUGAUCCUGAUGUAGCUCUUGCUGCAAUGGGUGAAGGAGACAGAUCAUCAGCAAAUGAGAUGCAGGACCAAUUCUCCUUAGCAGGAAAUACAUCAAGUAACACAUACAGCUCAGGAAUUGAUCUUGGCGACAUUGGUGAUGGUGAAACUAACAAAUCAGUUACACAGUGUACAGGGAAUGUAACUAAUGUUUCUAGGUUUGAUCCUGACAUGGCUCUGGCGGCUAUUGGCAAAGCACAGACUAUCGCAGUCGGUGAAUCGGCGCACAUUCCUUACCAGUCCUCCUUACCACAGCCAAAUACAUCAAGUGAACCUGGCUCUUCAUUUGAUCCAGAAAUGGCAUUGGCUGCUAUAGGAGAAGGAGAAUCUGUUCAGACAUGCACAUCCUCACAGAGGGAGCAUGCAGGCUCUUUUCAGCUGCAGUGUGCUCCUGAUCUGGGACUGACUGACACAAGCAUGGAUGUGAGUCUGGAUGAGUCAGGCCCUGAACUUGACUUUGAAGCUCUUAGUGAAGAAUUCAACAGGAACACUAGACACAGAUGAUGCAGCGAAAAGGCCAGUGGAGCCCAUCCUUAAUUCAUAAUGCCAGAUCUUUACAGAGGCUGUGAGUCGGUCUCAGAGGUGAUAUUACCAUAAGUACAUCAGAGUAGAAAGUAGAUGGGCAUGAACAAAGAAAAGCUACUAGAAUAGACAAAUUCUGGGCAUGUUGUCAUUGAGACUGAUAAAGCAAAGGAUGUAAAUUUGAUAAUACAAUCAAAACACCAAAUCAGUGUGAGGUAUUUGGUCUCUCUUCCCCCCCCCCCCCA